CAAAUGGGAAGCGAAAAGCACUUCUCGAGCCUCCAUACUACCUUAUGUGCCACGGGAGGUGGAGCGUACAAAUUUGAGCAGGACUUUCUCACAGUAGGCAUUUUUGGCUUGUAUACAAUUCGGAUUUGGCAGUGAAACUUGAAGCUUAAAGCUAGAAAUGCCCCCAGUCCUUCUCUGCAGCCUCUCAGCUUUUCUAAGCCUUAGCUUAGACUGGAAUUAAACUCAGCUCAGGAAGCAGGGUGUGGAGUCACGUUCACAUCUCUAAAUUAGGCUGUGUUCUCUCCUGAAAGCUCAUGCAACAUUCCUGUAACUCUAAAAUUGCUCCCUGCCCUCCCCGCCGUGUGCUCUUACAGGGCUUUGUAUCGCCGCUCUGCGAUUACACUCAGCUCAGUGUUCUUUCUUCCUCAUUGCUGUGUGUUCCCAUGCUUAAUUUUCACUCUUUGUUUGCUCCCAUAGCUUCGUUUCUAGCACACCUUGUGCUGCUGAUGGAGGUUCAGGCAAAUAAGGUGGUGAAUUACCUGGAAGGGGUUAGCAGUUGGAGUUUGACGUCGUCACGUGGCUCCAUUAUCAUCAGUUAGAUUCUUGUUUAUGGGUGAAGUAUGUGUCUGCUAAAUAUUUAAACAAGGCUUGAAAAAUGUACCAAAUAAAGAGGCUUUUUAAGGCACUCUCCAGGCAGUGACAUAAGGGAAGAACAAUCUUGAUUUCUCCCGCUUUGUUUUUUCUUUUCUUUCUCUCUUUGUCAAACAUUUACGCCCUAUUUAAAUCUCCUUUGCUUUUCUUGCCAGUCCCUCCGAGUCCCAGUGGGAUUGGAUUCUCCUGGCCUCCACCAAUGGUUCAGGUUGUUUAUUGCCCUCCACUUCAGGGCCAGGACAGUCAGCAGUCCACAGGGGAUGGGUGACCUUCAGCUUCGUAAGCUGGAUGAGCUCGACUGCCUUAUUAAAGGAGUCCUGUACAUCGAUUCCGUUGGGUUCAAUGGCCGUUCAGAGUGCUACUAUUUCCAACACCCAACUGACACCGAACGCUGUCAGAAGCUCCCGUUCACUUUGAGGAAUCCCUACCCUCUCCUUCUGGUGAACAUUGGCUCAGGGGUCAGCAUUUUGGCUGUGUAUUCAAAGGAGAACUACAGACGGGUGACGGGCACCAGUCUCGGAGGGGGAACCUUCUUUGGGCUCUGCUGCCUUCUCACGGGUUGCUCCACCUUUGAGGAGGCCAUGGAGAUGGCAUCCCGUGGGGACAGCACCAAAGUGGACAAGUUGGUGAGGGACAUUUAUGGAGGAGACUACGAGCGGUUCGGGCUGCCAGGCUGGGCCGUAGCAUCCAGUUUUGGAAACAUGAUGAGCAAGGAGAAGAGGGAAUCUGUGAGCAAAGAGGACCUGGCCAAGGCCACCUUGAUAACCAUCACCAACAACAUCGGCUCCAUCGCACGGAUGUGUGCGCUCAAUGAGAACAUCGACCGGGUCGUCUUCAUCGGCAAUUUCCUCCGGAUCAACACCAUCUCCAUGAAGCUUCUGGCCUAUGCUUUGGACUACUGGUCGAAGGGACAGCUGAAAGCACUGUUCUUGGAACACGAGGGUUACUUUGGUGCAGUUGGUGCUCUGCUGGAGCUCCUGGACUCAGCCUGAUCCAUCCAGGUUCCAUACGUUCAAGCAAUGAAGUCACAGUGCCCACAUGAAGCUUUAAAGCACUUUCAUCAAUGCCUCUGAGUGCUGUAUGUCUGUUUAGUUCCCAUAUUACAGGUGUCAGCUGCAAGGUUCUGUGUUCUGCAGAUGAAAGAUGUCACAUUCUCAUUGUCCUACAAAUCUGUGGAGGGGUGAGAACUGCAGCACAUAACACCAUAAGGACCAUUCCUGUUCCCUCCAGACCCCACAGUGCUCUGCUGGACACAGUCAUGCUAUCAGCAGGGCUGCAUAUAACAAUACCAAAGAGUUUACUGUUUCUUUCAGUCAUGUAUUUGGGAUUUGUUCUGUAAUGCUUCAUUCAGUGCUUAUACACUAAAGUAGUUUGGGGGGUGAAGCUGCCCUUUCCAUAUACAUAGCAGUUGUUCUUUCUUGUGUUUCCUCCUUGCGCACAGCCUGAAUUAGGCUGUGCACUUUGCAACCUCUGAGGAUGCUCUGCUCUCAGGACAUGGAUUUGGAAGUAGCACGCUGCUUCCUCAAUAAAUGAUCAGAACAACAGA
Messenger RNA from Lagopus leucura (white-tailed ptarmigan), 2176 nucleotides. RefSeq names its product pantothenate kinase 2 (gene PANK2). Bases 891 to 1622 code for a protein of 243 amino acids. Gene Ontology annotation, cellular component: nucleus; cytosol. NCBI's taxonomy places the organism in Eukaryota, Metazoa, Chordata, Aves, Galliformes, Phasianidae. The transcript has 6 exons. The record is from RefSeq and is a predicted model, not a curated record. Gene Ontology annotation, biological process: coenzyme A biosynthetic process. Gene Ontology annotation, molecular function: pantothenate kinase activity; ATP binding.